Messenger RNA from Pungitius pungitius (ninespine stickleback), 1875 nucleotides. RefSeq names its product solute carrier family 35 member D2-like protein. Gene Ontology annotation, cellular component: Golgi apparatus. Gene Ontology annotation, molecular function: UDP-N-acetylgalactosamine transmembrane transporter activity; UDP-glucuronate transmembrane transporter activity; UDP-N-acetylglucosamine transmembrane transporter activity. The coding region runs from base 1 to 1176 and encodes 391 amino acids. Lineage: Eukaryota; Metazoa; Chordata; Actinopteri; Perciformes; Gasterosteidae. The record is from RefSeq and is a predicted model, not a curated record. The transcript has 12 exons.
AUGGCCGCCAUCUGUGGACGUUUGACUCAGUUGGCCGGCAACGCGGACGAGACAUCUAGCCUUUAUAUGUAUCUAUGGAGGGGAGUGAGUACGCGCAUGCGCGCCUGCUCGUAUGUAUGUGUACGCGCGCGCGUGCGUGAGCCGGCGCAGCGACGAUGGCAGAGGAACAGCCGACACUCACAGAGGAAUGAGAAGUCGGCGGAGAUGGCGGACAAACCUCUCACGCUGUUUGUGAAGCUGUUUGCCGCCGGGUUCUACGGCGUCAGCUCGUUUCUCAUCGUCGUGGUGAACAAAAGCGUCCUGACCAACUACAGGUUCCCUUCUUCAAUAUGUGUAGGAAUCGGACAAAUGCUGGCCACAGUGGUCGUGCUGUGGGUGGGCAAGGCAUCGAGGGUGAUCACCUUCCCGGACUGUGAUGAGAGCAUACCUCGCAAGGCGUUCCCGCUGCCUCUCCUCUACGUGGGGAACCAGAUCACCGGCCUGCUAGGAACCAAGCGGCUCAACCUGCCGAUGUUCACUGUCCUCCGGAGGUUCUCCAUCUUGUUCACGAUGCUGGCGGAAGGAAUUCUGCUCAAGAAGAAGUUCUCCCGGCAGGUGCAGCUGACGGUGUUUACGAUGAUCCUCGGGGCGUUCAUCGCUGCGAGCGCCGACCUGGCCUUUGACCUGCAGGGCUACGUCUUCAUUCUGCUCAACGACGUGCUGACGGCGGCUAACGGCGCCUACGUGAAGCAGAAGCUGGACGCCAAGGAGUUGGGGAAAUAUGGACUUCUGUAUUACAACGCGUUGUUCAUGAUCAUCCCCACUGUGCUGUUGGCUCAUGUGACCGGAGACAUGCAGAAGGCCGUGGAGUACGACGGCUGGUCAGACGUGUUUUUCCUCUCCCUCUUCGUCCUCUCCUGCAUCAUGGGGUUCGUCCUGAUGUAUUCCACCGUGCUCUGCACGCAGUACAACUCGGCGCUGACCACCACCAUCGUGGGCUGCAUCAAGAACGUUCUGGUGACGUACAUCGGGAUGGUGUUCAGUGGAGACUACGUCUUCUCUUGGACCAACUUCAUCGGUUUGAAUAUCAGCAUCGCGGGCAGCCUGGUCUACUCCUACAUUACGCUCACUGAGGAACAAUCCAUCACAGCCAGCGAGGUCACCAAGCUGGACAUCAAAGGGAAGGUGGUCGUAUGAACACUGGAAACCACAAACUCUAUUUUUAGAACGACUUCUAUUUAUGCAGCAUUUUAGCAGCCGGCCCCUUUGUGGGUCUGUUUUUACAUUUUUUAAAUUUCUCUAUUUUGUUACUGAAAGGGAAACAGAACAAAUAGUAUUUAUAACACAAGUAUAAGUUACCGACAUGAUGUAAUGUUAUGAGAGUGAACAGCUGGAGGAAUCUGUUACUUAAAGGGACAGUUUGAGUGUUUUUAUCAAUAGAGGUUCUGGUCCUUUAAACAUCGCUACGUCCAGACGGAUCAUGGUAACGUUAAGUAAUCAUUUUAAAUCCUUUUGUUUUCAAAGUCGUGUAACGGAGCAGAAAUGUUCUGCCUUUAAAGAUUAGUUUACAUUGUGCUCCCUCAGUGUUUGGAGUAAACUGUAUUUCUGCUCCGUUAUUCCUCCUUUUGGGGGUUUUGCCUCCAUGACGCGUCGUUAUGGCACUUUGAGCCGAGGUGAGACUGAAUGACCUCAGUUGAGAUUAUUGUUCUUUUCUUUUUUACAAGAGACGCAUGUUUUUCUAAACCUUUUUAAGUCAGGUACGAGUAUUACAUUUUUUACAUUUCUAUCUUCACCAGUUCAUAUUUAUUAGACUAAUAUUCAUGUUGUCGGUGCAGUGAAUUGUUGAUCUGUGACUUUGAUGUAUUUUUACAUUUAAAAAAAACUACUGCCGUCUUG